This is a messenger RNA of Daktulosphaira vitifoliae (grape phylloxera), 1150 nucleotides long. It is a transcript of the gene lic, whose product is annotated as dual specificity mitogen-activated protein kinase kinase 6. The transcript is spliced from 7 exons. Lineage: Eukaryota; Metazoa; Arthropoda; Insecta; Hemiptera; Phylloxeridae. The record is from RefSeq and is a predicted model, not a curated record. Gene Ontology annotation, biological process: protein phosphorylation; stress-activated MAPK cascade. Gene Ontology annotation, molecular function: ATP binding; MAP kinase kinase activity. Bases 140 to 1150 code for a protein of 336 amino acids.
AAGGCAUAGUUUCCAGAUAGUAGUUUUUACUUCGAAGACUAGAUUGAAAUUUUAGUUUGUCUAAAUUUUUUAAUCAGUACAUCUGAAUUAAAAUAUUGUGGUUUAUUAUAAUCAUGAGAUAGAUUGUACUAAAACCAGAAUGUCUGGUCGCAAAAAAAGACCGUCCCUGAAGGUUCAAAUGCCUGAUGCACCAACUGUUGUAAAUCUUCCUAGAAAUCUAGAUAAACGUACUACUAUUACAAUUGGUGAUAAGACUACAACAGUCGAGGCAAGUGAUUUAGAAAAAAUAUGCGAUCUUGGGCGGGGUGCUUAUGGUAUUGUAGAAAAAAUGAGGCACAUACCUUCUGGUACAAUAAUGGCUGUUAAGAGAAUAGCUGCAACAGUUAAUACACAAGAACAAAAAAGGUUGCUCAUGGAUCUUGAUAUUUCUAUGCGUUCAUCAGCUUGUCCUCAUACAGUUCAAUUCUAUGGAGCUUUAUUUAUGGAAGGAGAUGUAUGGAUUUGUAUGGAAGUUAUGGACACUUCAUUAGAUAAAUUUUAUGCAAAAGUUUAUAAAUUUGGGCGAAAAAUAUCUGAACAAAUUCUUGGUCCUAUUACAGUAGCGGUUGUAAGUGCCUUACAUUAUCUUUAUUCACAAUUGAGAGUUAUACAUCGAGAUGUAAAGCCAUCAAAUAUAUUAAUCAAUCGCAACGGUGAUGUUAAAAUGUGUGAUUUUGGUAUAUCUGGUUAUUUAGUUGAUUCUGUUGCUAAAACUAUUGAUGCUGGAUGUAAACCUUAUAUGGCGCCCGAACGAAUUGAUCCUACUGGUAAUCCUUCAAAUUAUGAUAUCCGUAGUGACGUGUGGAGUUUAGGAAUAUCAUUAGUAGAACUUGCUACUGGUAAGUUUCCAUAUGAUACAUGGGGCACUCCUUUUGAACAACUUAAACAAGUUGUCAAAGAUGAACCUCCAAGACUGACUUCUGGUAUAUUUACAUCAUACUUUGAAGAUUUUAUUUGUCAAUGUUUACAAAAAGAUUAUCGAAGUCGUCCUAAUUAUUCUCAAUUGCUUGCUCAUCCUUUUUGUCUUGCUCAUCAACAACCACAAACAGCACUAGUCGCUUCAUUUGUGUCUGAAAUCCUUGAUUUGCCCGAUUCUCCAAUAUCUGGUUAA